AUGAAAUGUACCCGCAUCACCGUACUGCUGCUUCUGCUGCUGAGCUGCUGUCAACUGUACGUCCGAGAUGUGGAAGCCAUUGGCAUUACAGUGACCGUUGCUGGUAUUGCAGCAGCUCUAGGCGGGGGCUACUUCAGCAAGGACAUCAUUCUCUGCUACCUGGAGUGCUGCAAUGACCGCAAGUCCAACCAGUGGAUCAACUUUCAGCCCAGCUUUGAGGAGAUUGAGCAGAAGCUCUUCGGGCAGCACAUUGCCGUACAGCUGGUGAAGCGAAGCAUCCGUCAGCAUUUGAAGAAUGAAAAUCCACCCAAGGCGCUGGUGCUCUCCUUUCACGGGUACACCGGCGUGGGGAAGAACUACCUGGCGUCGCUAAUUGCCAAGGCCAUAUACCGGCAAAACAGCGGCGGAGAGGCUAUCAACGCACAAACCAACCUACUACGUGCGCAGGGAGUGUCCAGGGACAAGAUUCCGCUCACCUCCUAUGACUCCAUUCUCAACUCCAAAGCCAUUCGUGAGGGUGGUCUGAAGAAUGCAGAGCUGAUCAGCCGCGGCAUCAUCGAUCUUUUUGUGCCGUUCCUUCCGCUGGAGCGGGAGAACGUGAAGAAGUGCAUUGAGGUGUACCUGCGAGAUCACCGCAACUACACCACACCACUAAUCAAACCAGGCAGCGAGUUCAUCGAGAAGGUGGCCGAUCAGCUCACCUACAUACCCGACACUGACGUGUACUCACGCUUUGGCUGCAAGAGGGUGGCCGUCACUGUGGACAUCAUGAUCAAUGACGACUGA
Messenger RNA from Rhagoletis zephyria (snowberry fruit fly), 786 nucleotides. The record is from RefSeq and is a predicted model, not a curated record. Lineage: Eukaryota; Metazoa; Arthropoda; Insecta; Diptera; Tephritidae.